Messenger RNA from Rotaria socialis, 1671 nucleotides. Lineage: Eukaryota; Metazoa; Rotifera; Eurotatoria; Philodinida; Philodinidae. The record is from the annotation of a GenBank genome assembly.
AUGUCAGAUUUAACUGAAAAAACGGCUUGGAAAACUUUAAAAACUCUUUAUGAUACAAUCGGAACUCAUCUUCAUCUUCGACAAUUAUUUUUUGAUGAUUUCAAACGUUUUGAACAUUAUUCAUUAGAAAUCGAAACACCUGAUGGUCCAUUUUUAUUUGAUUAUUCAAAGAAUUUAAUUAAUGAAGAUAUUCUACGAGAACUAUUUGCUUUAUGCCGAGAAUGCCAAAUUGAAGAACAACGAACGAAAAUGUUUCAAGGAGAAUUAAUUAAUUUUACAGAAAAACGAGCUGUUUUACAUACAGUUUUACGCUCACCUAAAGAUGGAAAGGAAGUUCUUGUUGAUGGAAAAAACGUUUUACCAGAUGUUCAUCGAGUUUUAGAACAAAUGAAACAUUUUUCCGAAGCGAUCCGAAAUGGUCAAUGGAAAGGUUAUACAGGAAAAUCUAUAACUGAUAUUGUGAAUAUUGGGAUUGGUGGAUCCGAUCUCGGACCAUUAAUGGUGACCGAAGCAUUGAAACCAUAUUCCAAAAAUGGUCCACACGCACAUUUUGUUUCUAAUAUUGAUGGUACACAUAUAAGUGAAACAUUAUCAAAAUUAUCACCCGAAACAACAUUAUUCAUAAUUGCAUCAAAAACUUUUACAACUCAAGAAACAAUAACAAAUGCUGAGUCGGCUAAAGAAUGGUUUCUUAAUCAAGCAAAAGAUCAAAAAUAUGUAGCACAACAUUUUGUUGCUCUAUCAACAAAUACAAAAAAAGUCACUGAAUUCGGUAUAGCAAAAGAAAAUAUGUUUGAAUUUUGGGAUUGGGUUGGUGGCCGUUAUUCAUUAUGGUCAGCUAUUGGUCUGUCAAUUGUAUGUUCGAUUGGUUUUGAUAAUUUUCAACAAUUACUAGCUGGUGCACAUGCUAUGGAUAAACAUUUUCAAGAAAUGCCAUUAGAAACAAAUUUACCAGUUAUUAUGGCUGUACUUGGCAUAUGGUAUAAUAAUUUUUUUACCGCUGAAACUCAUGCUAUUUUACCUUAUGAUCAAUAUAUGCAUCGAUUUUCAGCGUAUUUUCAGCAAGGUGAUAUGGAAAGUAACGGAAAAUAUCGAACUAAAGAAGGAAAGCAAGUCGAUUAUACAACUGGACCCAUUAUCUGGGGAGAACCUGGCACAAAUGGCCAGCAUGCAUUUUAUCAAUUGAUUCAUCAAGGUGCAAAGAUGAUUCCCUGUGAUUUUAUAGCGCCAGUCGAAACUCAAAAUCCAAUACGUGAUAGCCUCCAUCAUAAAAUUUUACUAGCUAAUUUUCUUGCUCAAACCGAAGCUUUAAUGCGUGGCUUAACUGAAGAUGAAGUUCGAUUCGAGAAUAAAUCCGCCGAUCAACUUCUUAUAUAUCAUAAAACAUUCCGUGGUAAUCGACCAACAAAUUCAUUUGUUUUACCUCGUAUAACACCAUUUACAUUGGGUAUGUUGAUUGCUGCUUAUGAACAUAAAAUAUUUGUACAAGGACAAAUAUGGGAUAUUAAUUCAUACGAUCAAUUUGGUGUUGAACUUGGUAAACAAUUAGCAAAAGCUAUUUUACCAGAAUUAGAUGCAACUAAACCUGUUACAACUCAUGAUCCAUCAACUAAUGGUUUACUUAAUUUUAUUAAUAGUAAUAGAAAAUGGACACCGAAAGCAAACAAAUAA